This is a messenger RNA of Penicillium argentinense, 1614 nucleotides long. Its product is annotated as Cytochrome P450 61. Gene Ontology annotation, molecular function: heme binding; monooxygenase activity; iron ion binding. The transcript is spliced from 5 exons. The record is from RefSeq and is a predicted model, not a curated record. Bases 1 to 1614 code for a protein of 537 amino acids. Lineage: Eukaryota; Fungi; Ascomycota; Eurotiomycetes; Eurotiales; Aspergillaceae. Gene Ontology annotation, biological process: sterol metabolic process.
AUGUGGUCGGAAUUUAUGAUGAAGAUGCUCAAUACUUCUAGCACUCUACCCGAUUUGGAAGAGACAAGCCCAUUCAGCCAUGGCGACCCAAAGGGAACUGUUGCGGCCCAUCUUUCCCAUUGGACUCUCUGGCAAUACAUAGCGACAUUUACCAUUGGUGUGAUUCUGUAUGAUCAGGUCAUGUACAUCAAACGGAAAGGCUCGAUCGCUGGGCCGAGAUUCAAAAUCCCUCUCAUUGGGCCUUUUCUUCAGGCUAUCGAUCCCAAAUUCGAGGGAUACCUCGCACAGUGGGCUAGUGGCCCUCUAAGUUGUGUUUCUGUCUUCCACAAAUUCGUCGUUCUAGCCUCCGACCGAGAUAUCGCACACAAAGUCUUCAAGUCACCAUCCUACGCCGAGCCGUGCAUUGUGCCAAUUGCGAAGGACUUGCUGGGCCCCAAGGCAUGGGUUUUCUUGCAAGGCAAAGCGCACGCCGAGUAUCGGAGGGGGCUCACACCACUGUUCACCAACAAAGCGAUCGCUACCUAUCUCCCUGUACAGGAACGGGUCUUGAAAAAGUACUUCGAUAAAUUUGUCGCAGUUAGCCAAACGAAAAACUUCCAGCCAAUGGCAUUCAUGCCUCUAUUCCGCGAAAUCAAUUGUGCCCUUUCAUGCCGCACUUUCUUCGGUGACUACAUCUCCCAAGACGCGGUAAAAAAGAUCGCAAAAGAUUUUUACCUUGUGACGGCCGCGAUGGAGCUGGUAAAUAUCCCUCUUUCCAUCUACAUUCCUUUCACCAAGCCUUGGCUCGGGAAGCGAACAGCUGACGCCGUCCACGCCGAGUUCGCGAAAUGUGCUGCGGCAUGCAAAGCGAACAUGGCAACUGGUGCAACCCCGACCUGCAUUGUGGACCACUGGGUAAUUCACAUGAUGGAAUCCAAGCGAUACCGAGAGAAAAUAGCCGCCGGGGGAACAGACGAAGAGAAGCCGACAAACCUCAUCCGAGAAUUCACCAACGAAGAGAUUGGCGAGACGUUAUUCACCUUUCUUUUUGCAUCUCAAGAUGCGUCCAGCAGCGCUACAACAUGGCUCUUUCAAGUUCUCGCCCAAAGACCCGACGUACUCCAUCGACUGCGUGAAGAGAACUUGGCUGCUCGGGGUGGGGACAGAAACAAACCCUUUGAUCUCCCAAUGCUCGAAUCACUCACAUACACCAACGCGGUGAUCAAAGAACUUCUACGCCACCGACCCCCGGUUAUCUUUGUUCCGUAUCUCGCAACCAAGGACUUCCCCGUCACGUCAAACUACACAGUACCGAAGGGCUCCAUGAUUAUCCCUUCUUGUUAUCCGGCCUUGCACGACCCUAACGCCUAUCCAGAUCCGGAUUCUUUUGAUCCUGAUCGCUGGGUUACUGGUGAUGCUGAGUCAAAAACCAAGAACUGGCUGGUCUUUGGCACUGGACCACAUGACUGUCUGGCACGAAGAUAUGUGCCGCUAUCUAUGGCGGGCAUGAUCGGAAAGGCGGCACUGGAUUUGGAUUGGAAGCACCACCCCACGGAAAAGUCGGAGGAGAUCAAGGUUUUCGCUACGUUAUUUCCGAUGGAUGGGUGUCAACUAGUUUUCUCGAAGCGUGUUUGA